Photinus pyralis (common eastern firefly) is the source of this 1112-nucleotide messenger RNA. RefSeq lists its product as uncharacterized. The transcript has 7 exons. The record is from RefSeq and is a predicted model, not a curated record. The coding region runs from base 14 to 925 and encodes 303 amino acids. NCBI's taxonomy places the organism in Eukaryota, Metazoa, Arthropoda, Insecta, Coleoptera, Lampyridae.
UCGAUUCUCAACUAUGGGCUUCAAUAUCCCGCAAGAGCACAAGUUAUUCGUCCCAGGGGUAUGUAUCGCCAAUAUCAUGUUGGGAAAUAAUGCAAUAAAAUAUUUCGUAGUAGCGGCUGGGAGUUUGGGAAUUGUUCAAGGAGUAACUUGGAUCGUAUUAAGCCUAUUGGCCUUGUUAGUACAUUUCGAGACAUGGAUUCCGGCGCCGAACAGAUCGACGCACGGCGGAAGUUUGGGCUACGCAAUUAUAUGGGGAUAUCUUACAGGUUAUCCGUCCGCUAGCAUAGCGUUGGGCGGCAAGGUUUUUAUAAGGCCGCAAGAGUUCCACAUUUGGGUCAUUUUGUUUAUGGGCAUAGCCGUAUUUUGGGCGGUGUUGUCUCUCUGUGUCAUAAUAGCAAUAUUUCGAAAGGUGAACCCUAGAAAACUUUUUUUAGCCUGGUCAAUUUGGACUAUAGUGGUUUGCGCUGCUGACCUUACACUAGUUUUGCUUUUAUCUAUCGAUUACACCAUACUAGUAGACAUUUUUAAUGAGAAGAAAGAUAAACAUCCAUUCCAAAUUUACGAACUCCUAUCGUGUGGUGUGCUUAUACUUCUAGCAUCGAGGGGUAUUGUUUUAUGGUUUGUCAAUGUGAUAUUUGCCGCAAUUAUGUUUACAUUGCGCGUAAAGGUCCACACAGACUUUGAAACUUUUAGCAACUGUAGUACGAAUGCCGAUAGCGGUCACAGAUCGACUAGAGACAGCAGACGGCGUUCCAACAAGACACACAGAGCUGAAUCCUUCAGUAGAUUUCAGGGGCUGCCAAGAAUUGUACCGAUACAGAGCACGAAUGAGAAUGUAGCGUUUCACUCAAGGAGAGCACUGUUCCAGUAUGAUAGACGGCCGCCAUCAUCCACUUGUGGUCCACCAAGACCUGUAUAUACCUAGCAAGACAAUAAAACGACGAAAUUAUGUGAUACCUGAACCAUUUUUUGUUCGAGUUAUAGUAUAUUAACAGUAGAAAUAAGCAAUCGUGUCUUUUCCUUGAAAACCACAUCAAAGUUGACAAUAAAUUUUCUUUUCAACUGUAGAGUAAGCCUGUUGGUCUGAAACAGAAAUAUAAUUGUGAAGGUUA